Malassezia vespertilionis is the source of this 2556-nucleotide messenger RNA. It is a transcript of the gene YAK1, whose product is annotated as dual-specificity kinase. Lineage: Eukaryota; Fungi; Basidiomycota; Malasseziomycetes; Malasseziales; Malasseziaceae. The record is from RefSeq and is a predicted model, not a curated record. The transcript has a single exon. The coding region runs from base 1 to 2556 and encodes 851 amino acids. Gene Ontology annotation, biological process: peptidyl-threonine phosphorylation; peptidyl-serine phosphorylation. Gene Ontology annotation, cellular component: cytoplasm; nucleus. Gene Ontology annotation, molecular function: ATP binding; protein tyrosine kinase activity; protein serine/threonine kinase activity.
AUGGCGACCGGCGCAAGGGUGCGUGCCGCGAACAAGGCCAAUACUACAAAGGGUCAUGCUAUACAGGAUGACGAGCACGCGCAUUCCGCGAGUGAUGGCUCUGAUCACGACGUGUAUUUGUCGCCACUGAAACGAAAUUCCGGCGCCGCAUCCAAGCAGGCCACCGCGACGGGAUGGCGUGAUCCCUUCAUCGACACAAACACUGUGGACCCUGGAUUUGACGCCGACGUUGAGGGUAACGAUGCAGAGGCGGAUGCGGAAGAUUCUAUUUCGCACGACGAGGCGCACCUGGAGAGUGACUCGCCUCGACGCACAGCCUCGGCGCACAGCGACGCAGCGACGAGCCCAGUGUUCUCGACAGCGUCCGUACAUGCGAGCAGCAGCUCAUCGAGCGAUAUGAGCCGAGACGGAUCGCCGACGCACCUACUCUCCGACCACCGCAGCUCCUUCACGACAGGGACGCAGCCGUCGCGCACCCCGUCGAUCAGUACUGCUACCACGACGGCCACGACGGUAGCCCCGUCGCAAAUCGCCGCACAGAUAAAACGGCCCGGGCAGCCGCAGUUUGAAGGGUUCUGGCAGGUGCGCUCCAUGGACGAUCUGCGACCGAUGUUGGACUGCAGCGCGAUUGUGAUGAAGCAGCGGCGUGCGGACCCAGAAGGCGGUUUCGUGAGCCCGCUUAAAGCGCUGACCUCGUACCUGCACCAUACCUACCACCUGGUCAACCCAUCCUUUGUUUAUGAAUUGGCAUUCAAUCCGCGACGCGUGCUUACCAAGCCCAGUAAGCCAGUGUACAAUGACGGGCACGAUAACGAGGAGAGCGACUAUAUUCUUUACGUAAACGACUGGCUCGGCACCGAAGACGGGUACCGGUACCUGAUUCUGGACGUGCUGGGGCAGGGCACCUUUGGCCAAGUCGUCAAGUGCCAAAACAUGGCGACCCACGAGAUUGUCGCGGUGAAAGUGAUCAAGAACAAGACGGCCUACUUUAAUCAAAGCAUGAUGGAAGUUACUAUCCUUGAAACGCUCAAUCAGCACUGGGACCCGCACGAUGAACACAAUAUCCUGCGCCUGCAGCACACAUUCACCCACGCCAAGCACCUGUGCCUCGUGUUUGAGUUGCUCUCGUCUAAUCUGUACGAGCUCAUCAAGCAGAAUUCGUUCCGUGGCCUAAGUACUUCGCUCGUGCGUGUGUUCAUCACACAGCUCCUUGACGCGCUGGUCGUUCUCAAGGACGCGCGUCUGAUCCACUGCGAUCUCAAGCCGGAAAAUAUCUUGCUGCGCACGCUCGAGGCGCCGAGCAUCAAACUUGUCGACUUUGGCUCGGCAUGCCACGAGCAGCAAACGGUAUACACGUAUAUCCAGUCACGCUUUUACCGCUCGCCAGAAGUGCUAUUGGGCCUCUCGUACAACUCUUCGAUCGAUAUGUGGUCGUUGGGGUGCAUUGCUGCAGAGCUCUUUCUCGGGCUCCCCCUCUUUCCCGGCACGUCGGAGUACAAUCAGAUUAGCAGGAUCGUCGACAUGCUCGGCCUCCCGCCCGACUUUAUGCUGGAAAAUGGGCGCCAGAGCAGGGAGUUUUUCAACGUGCAUCUCGACGCAUAUGGACGCCCGAACUACGCGCCCAAGCCCAUGGAUCAGUACUCGCGCGAGCACAGAGUCCAUGAGCAGGCGAGCAAGCAGUACUUCCCGGGCAGGACCCUUCCGGAAAUUAUACGCCUCGCACCACUUUCGCGCCGCAGCGGACGGGCUGCAGAUACGGACAAGGAAAUGGCGAACCGCGCCGCGCUUACGGAUUUUGUCGCGGGGCUCCUGAACCUCGAUCCUAUUCAGCGCUGGACGCCGCAACAAGCCCGCCUCCAUCCGUUUAUCACGGGCGAGACAUUUACGGGGCCGUUUCGGCCUCCGCACAUGAGCGAUCCGCGCUUGUAUCCCGAACUGCCCCAUGCCGAAGCCCAGGUGCCAAGCACGGGCGUACCAAACGCACAAGAAGAUACCUACUACGAAUUCUACGGCGACUCGUCGCAUGCAUACCACAACAGGCCAGACGCAAUGGCAGUGCAUACAGGCGCACCACCGCAAACGUAUUCCAAUUCUAUUCCUAAUCCGCAUCCCGCCCAGGCCUACCCCCAUGGAUACCCACAGCAAGAGCACGAUGCAUGGACUUGGAGUACAGCUACGCCGUUGGCAUCAAAUACCGCAACGUACAACCCAACCUUUGCGCCAAAUACCGGCCACUUUAGCGUCGUGAUGGAGCCUUUUGCACCGGAGCAGCGCGGCACGCCAAGGAGCGGCACAAUCCGCAGAAACUCUGCUCUGAACGGCGCCAAUUUGCUUCCCGUGCACAGCACACCGACACAUGGCGAAGGCACGCCGCUUGCAAAUACGACGCCGCACGCUAGCCGACAUGGGCCGCUCCCAGAGGCGCCGCAUGCUAUAGACUCGCCCACUGACGCGUACCAAGACGAGGCCGCUGCGAUGUAUAUGCCUCGUUAUCGCAGCACAUCGCAGCACUCCGCGAGUCUCUUGCCCGUGUAUGUGAAACAGGUUCCUCGGUAG